Molecule: messenger RNA, 3572 nt
Organism: Betta splendens (Siamese fighting fish)
Lineage: Eukaryota; Metazoa; Chordata; Actinopteri; Anabantiformes; Osphronemidae
Gene: npnta
Product: nephronectin a
Exons: 14
Coding region: 520-2400 (626 amino acids)
Cellular component (GO): membrane
Molecular function (GO): calcium ion binding
Source: RefSeq, a predicted model, not a curated record
GCGCGGAGCUGCACGCGACGCUUCUUCGAGGCUGCGCAGGUCAUGACGCCGCAGCAAAAGGCGCCGCCGCCGCUUCCACAUCUGCGCUGGCGCUCCCGCGUCGUCGUUCGGAGGAAGCGCGAUAAGGUCUGACUGCAGUGGGAGCUGCCGCGUGGAGCUGCGCGUGGAGCUGCGAACGACUGAACUUGUGAGGGGAGGAGAGACGGAGAGCGGUGCGCUCUCCUCCCGCCAGAGUGCGUCCGGCUCCACACGCGUAUACUCGCGCGCGCGCGCGCGCACGCACGCACGCGCGGGGGUCACUCCGCUCGCAGGCAGCGCGCUGGCUUCUCUCCCGCACCUCCUGAAUUCCACAGACGAACAGCCGGAGACGCCAGCGGACCUUUCCCAUCCGUGCAGCGUGAGCGCGCGCCACCGAAACUCCGCCGCGUCUACGUCUAAUUGUUCCGUCGGCUGUUUCCGACGCGGAGCUCCCGCGUUACGAGGGACGACGAGCGGCGUGGCCGCGCAACUCGCCCGAUCAUGGAUUUAUGGAUAAAGUUGAUGCUGUUGUGCAGCUGCUGGUUGCGAGCGAGCGCGGACUUUGACGGCAGGUGGCCGCGGCAGAUGGCCUCGUCCAACGGCCUGUGCCGGUACGGGGCCAGGGUGGACUGCUGCUGGGGAUGGACGCGCCGCUCCUGGGGUCACUGCCAGCCUCUCUUCGCCUUAACUCACAGGGUAGCCGGGAUAAGGUGCCGGCCCCAAGCUGUGUGCCAGCCGGGCUGUAAGCACGGCGAGUGCGUGGGACCCAAUAAGUGCAAGUGCCAACCCGGAUUCACCGGCAAGACCUGCAAUCAAGACGAAGAGCUGGACUAUUUAACCCCACCAGUGUGGGCCAGUCACCUCCCUGUCUUUCUUCCCGUGGACCACCAUCCAGCGAGGGCUGUAAUGGAGGACCUGAACGAGUGUGGCCUGAAGCCGCGGCCCUGCAAGCACAGAUGCAUGAACACGUAUGGGAGCUACAAGUGCUACUGCCUCAAUGGAUACAUGCUGAUGCCUGAUGGGACCUGUGGAAAUGCUCGCACCUGUGGCGUGGCCAACUGCCAGUACGGCUGCGAGGUGCUGAAAGGGGAGGUCCGGUGUCAGUGUCCGUCGCCGGGCCUGCAGCUGGCUCCGGAUGGAAGAACCUGCGUCGAUGUGGACGAGUGUGCAGCUGGACUCGCCGUGUGUCCCAGGUUCAGGAAAUGCAUCAACACCUUUGGCAGCUACAUCUGCAAGUGCCACGAAGGCUUUGACCUCCAAUACAUCAACGGAAAAUACCAGUGCAUAGACGUGGACGAGUGCUCUUUAGGGCAGAGCCACUGCAGCAGCUUCGCCGCCUGCUACAACACGCCGGGCUCAUACAAGUGCAAAUGCAAGGACGGCUACAGGGGGAUGGGCCACGACUGCGCACCCAUUCCAAAGGUGGUUAUUGAGCCCCCGAGACCGGGAAGGCUGCCUCCAAAUCACCACAACCACAUCCCCGACCUGGACCAGAAGAGGCCCGCUACCACCGUCCGGCCGCCGGUGACUCCGAGGCGGGUCGUCCCCUUCAUCCCCAAACCCACGCCUUCUGCCAGGACCGCGCCCGGCACCACCAGAGCGCCUCCGCCUCCGACGAGGGUCCCGCCGCCGCCGCCGCGCAAGCAGCCGCCGGUUCCCACCCGCAAGCCGCUCAUCCCCACCAGGAAGCCGCCCGUAGCCACACGCAGGCCCUCCACCACGCCCGCACCCCCCACCCGACUGCCCCCGACCCCCCCGCCGGCCACCGCCGUGGACAACGCCAUCCAGAAGGACGUCACCAAGCAGAGAGGCGACGUCCACAUUCCCCGGAACCACGGCCACAACACCGUCUUCGGCACCGACUUCGACAUCGAGCUCGGCAACACGGCGGAUGAAGCCAAGGACGACGCAGAGUCGGGCUACCUGAGCUGCUCCUUUGAUGACGGCCUGUGUGGUUGGAUCAGGGACAAGGAUGGAGACCUGCACUGGGAGACGACACCCGAUCCGUCAGGCGGGCGCUACCUCACCAUCCCCGAGGCAGGAAACAAGAGGAGCGGGCGCGGGGCGCGGCUCGUCCUCCCGCUCACGCCGCCCUGGAACGACGGCAACCUGUGCCUGUCGUUCCGGCACAAGCUGGCGGGCCACCACGUGGGCAUGCUGCAGGUGUUCGUGAAGAAGGGGAAGCAGUACAGCCCGGCGGUGUGGGGCCGGACGGGGGGCAACGGCUGGAGGCACACCCAGAUCACGCUAUGGGGCACGGGCCUGGAGAGCGUGAUCCUGAAGGGGGAGCGCGGGCGAGGCCGGAGCGGAGAGAUGGCCGUGGACGACAUCACCCUGAAGAAAGGCUCCUGCACAGAGGAGCACAAUCUGAGGAGACUCUGACUGACAGAACAAGAGUGAGGGGAAAUCAUCUCAAAGAGCAGUGACUCUGUGAAGCUUCCUUUGGCCCAACAGGGCCCUCGCUCGCCCCCGCCCAGUCCUCCCAGUCCUCCCAGUCAUCCUGCCAACGCCAGCCGAAAAAUUGUGCAUCUGCAGCGCAGCGGGUUUUUCUCGUUCUCAACGGUCCUCGAAUGAAAAGACUGGAACCCAGUCUCACGGGCGGCGCCCAGCAGCGCUCCCACAGCCUCCCGCCACCUCCAUCACUUUGUAGUUCUGGAACCCGCAUGCGCCCGCUAACCACGGAAGUGUCCCCCACCGGUGCCGAGAGACACCCACGUUGGCUUCAUUUCUCCCCGGACACAGAAUCGCCGCCUUGUUUUUUUUUUGCUGCUCUGCACCUUUAAACACAAACCAUUGCUUUUUAUUCGCUUAAUGUUUGAUCACGUGUUGAGGAGUCUUCGGCUGCAGAAUAACAGAAGUGGUACACGUUUAUUUUACACUGUGUGAACUGAUUUCUUUCUAAUCCAACUCUGGUCUCUAGUGUAAAUCCAACCAAGGAGUCAGUCCAGCUCCUUUGUGCUUAGGUUAAGGAACAUUGCACCUUUUUUACUGAUGUGUUUCUGUAUGUGGCCUCUUUUCUACCCCGAUUGUUCACAGAAGUCGUGUACAGACGCCCUCGUGUUUGUCCGAUACGUGAAUCGUGUCAGACGCAAUCGAUCGCUGAUUUUUGACUCUUAAACAGUAAAAUCGUCCGUUACUUCCUAUUACACCGCGUGAUUUGUUAUAUUACGUGCAGUUUGACGAUACCAACGACUUUUUAGGCUUUCGGAAAUUGUAUUAUUGUAAAAGUAGGUGCGUGUACAUACUCAAGAUCAGCAGACCUGUUUGUUGUGUGGGUUAUACAUUAUGUAUAUUCAUAUAUGAAUAUUGAUCGGCCUUUAAUAAAGAGCGCAUCCACACAGAGCUCUUGUGUAGUGCAGGGCUGUGCACAAAGCGUGUAUGUUUGUGUGUUGUGCCAAAACGCUCUGUGUGUAACUCGCCGAGCACAAAACUGCUUAGCGUUCGCUGUGGUGAUGAAGGGCAUCGGCUGGAACUUAGAGGUCUCUGUAUGCAUGAGUGCAUUCUGCGAAUUUAUCCACACCCGUAUGUAAAUAAAAUGCAUUUGGCUGACAUGU